AAUACUCACACUUUACAUGCCAAAUGCUAAUUAAAACUAAGUGUUACACAAUAGUACUAUUCUUGUAGUAUUAAUCUAGAAAAUGGAUAUAGCAUUGGAAGAAGAAGUAGUAUUUGAGCCAGCAAGUCCAAGCUCACAAUAUUUGAAUAGUAACAAUUUAUCACUCUCUGUGAUUGCUGUCUUGGAAUCAAAAAUUCCAAUUGAAUAUGAAGAAUCACUUCCCAUAAAUUUACUUAAAGAUGUAUUUGUUCCUAUAAAUCCAAGAUUUUCCUCAAUCAUGGUCACAGGGAAGAGAGGAACAAGGAAAUGGAAGCGAGUCGAAGUGAACUACCAAGACCAUAUUAAAACCCCAAUAUUUCCAACUAAAAAAUCACUGGAUUUCUACGAUGAGUGCUUCUCCACUUAUAUAUCAAACUUAUCUACGCAACAAUUCCCUGAAAAUCGACCACUUUGGGAAAUUCACAUAUUCAAAUACCCAACAAGCAAUGCUGCUGGAAAUGUAAUUUUCAAACUUCAUCACUCUCUUGGAGAUGGAUAUUCUUUAAUGGGAGCUCUUCUUUCUUGUUUGCAAAGAGUUGAUAAUCCUUCACUUCCUUUAACGUUUCCAUCCCGCCAAAAAUCGAAUUUAAAUAAUUCGAAUAAAAAUAGAGGAUUUAUUCGUCAUUUUAAAAUCGUACCUCGAUUUAUUAAGGGAAUUGUGAAUACAGUAUAUGAUUUUGGAUGGAGUACUUUGAAGAGUACUUUAGUGGAAGAUGAUCGAACCGCGCUUCGAUCCGGUGACAUCGGGGUUGAAUUUAGGCCAAUUAUUUUAGCUACCGCAACUUUUUCUCUUGAUAGCCUCAAGCAAAUUAAGACUCGUUUGAAUGUGACAAUAAACGAUGUGAUAACGGGGAUAGUUGUAUAUGGAACAAGAUUAUACAUGGAAGGAGUAAACAAAGAAUCAUGCAAUGGAAAAUGUUGUGCUUUGGUUUUAUUCAACACAAGGGCACUUGGUGGAAGUUACAAAUCAGUUAGUGACAUGAUAAGGCCUAAUUCUGAUAUGCCAUGGGGAAAUCACUUCACUUUUUUGCCUGUCUCAUUACCAAAACUAACUAAUAAUAAAAAUAAUGAUAAUAAAAAUCCUCUUGAGUUUGUUCAGAAAGCUCAUAGAAUUAUCGAGAGGAAAAGGAAUUCUGCUUCAAUUUGGCUUACUAGUAAAUUGCUUGAUUUCUUGAGGACGCUAGGAGGUCCUGAGGCAACAGCUCGAUUUAUUCAUGGAACAUUGAAGAACACGAGCAUGGCAUUGACAAAUCUGAUAGGGCCAGUAGAAGAGAUGGCUUUGGCUAAUCAUCCUGUCAAAGGAUUAUAUUUUGUUGUCACUGGUGCUCCACAGAGUUGUUCAGUGACGAUGGUGAGCUAUGUGGAUAAACUUAGAAUUGCAAUAGUUGUGGAGAAAGAUUUUAUAGAUCCAAACAAGUUAAAAUCUUGUAUUGAAUUUGCUUUUGAUUCCAUUUUCAAGGCUGCAAUCAACUAUUCUAAAGUGAAAAAGUAGGAGCAACUCACAAGCUGGUACAAGUUAUUGUAUGGAAAAAUUACAGUUGAAUACUAUUCGGACAUGUAAUUUACAAAAUAUGUAUCCAAUGUACAAGUAAUAUAUACUUUAUACUAAAAGUAUAUUACUACAUACAUACACAUACCUAUACAAUAUACAAUGCAUACACAGUCAAAGUAUAUUGAUAGUGUAAACUUCGACCAUGUUGAAGAUAAAUUAUGUUGAGCUUUCUAUGUUUUAUCCCACUAGUUGGGUGCUGACUGCUGAAUAUUUGUAUUUUGCAUAGAUGUUGAAUUUAAUUAAGCAAGAUUUUCUCUGCCAAAA
This is a messenger RNA of Capsicum annuum, 1855 nucleotides long. Its product is annotated as wax ester synthase/diacylglycerol acyltransferase 6. The transcript is spliced from 5 exons. Gene Ontology annotation, biological process: triglyceride biosynthetic process. Bases 83 to 1531 code for a protein of 482 amino acids. Gene Ontology annotation, cellular component: plasma membrane. NCBI's taxonomy places the organism in Eukaryota, Viridiplantae, Streptophyta, Magnoliopsida, Solanales, Solanaceae. Gene Ontology annotation, molecular function: long-chain-alcohol O-fatty-acyltransferase activity; diacylglycerol O-acyltransferase activity. The record is from RefSeq and is a predicted model, not a curated record.